Molecule: messenger RNA, 1011 nt
Organism: Corticium candelabrum
Lineage: Eukaryota; Metazoa; Porifera; Homoscleromorpha; Homosclerophorida; Plakinidae
Product: proton-transporting V-type ATPase complex assembly regulator TMEM9-like
Exons: 6
Coding region: 359-850 (163 amino acids)
Cellular component (GO): lysosomal membrane
Source: RefSeq, a predicted model, not a curated record
GCCGACAAUGUGCGCCAGUGGUCGGUACAAUCAAGCGCUACAGCUACAGCAAGAAGUGAGGAGGCUUUACAGACAGAGCUUGCAACUGUGUUCACGAUUUCAAUCAGCAAAACUGCAGAAGAAAAUGAGAUACAAUGUGAAGGAAAUUUUUCACGUCCAUCGUUCUGAACGUGACGCGGCUAGAGUGCAGCUGCUACUUCGUCAGGGACAGAAAAGUGUCGAAGUAAUGCAGAAAGUUAUAAAAGCAGACGAGGAGUUGUUUUCAAAUCUCUUUGACAAGUGGUAACUACGAAUAGUUGUUAUCAAGCAGUAGACUGACGUUUCCCGGAUAGAACUCGAGUUGUAGCAGAGCUUUGUCAUGCCGGUAAACUGGCUUUGUACGUGUUGUGUCUUACAUCUCACAUUGGUAUUAUAUUUUGCGCCGGUCGAGGCUGUUUUACGGUGUGUAUGUGUGUGUCCUAAGAAUUUACAAGUUACUGAAAACCGUACCGUGUUCGUUAAAAUCAUUGAUGAACCAAAGGAAUGCGUGUGUGAGGACGUUGUUCACGGUUCUCCAAUGGAGUGUCUGCAUUGCCAAUGCAAGCACGAGAUGCUCGCAGUGACUUUCAUAAAGGUUGUAAUUUUUAUUAUUAUAUUGAUUUUGAGCCUUCUUAUUCUGUACAUGUUGUAUCUGUUUGCUGAAGACUUGUACGUACGGAGAUAUGGGAGAUCAUGCUGGGCAACUAAACCGACUCGUUUUGGGCAACAACAGUCUCGUCUCGAUCGUAUUCGAAACUCAACAGAAAAAUGGCGAAAAGGAUUGGCCGAGCAGCGGAAGAACGUCUUUCAUAGGCACACGAUGUUGAGCUAAGCUGCCAUUGUAGCUGCUCAUGCUAGUGAUAGGUACAAUAUAUUGUAGGUCUAAUGCAGCAGUAGACGUGUGAUGAUAGACACGCACACACCGAUUCUGCUCGGGAAUUUUUUGUUAGUAUGGUGUUCUACACUUAUAACAUAGGCAUGAUGUUGCAGUUG